AUGAACGAAAAGUAGAAAUAAACACUUUUAAACUAUUUUUGCUAAUGUAGCAAUGAAAAAAUAAAUGUUAUCUCUGAAAUUAGGGAUUUUAGAUAAAAUGAUAUGGUGAAUGUUGUUGCAAGAGCCAAUCUAGCAUAAUAGUUAAUCUUAUUUUAAUAAAACAUAGAUGAAGCAUAUGAAUUAAUAAAUGAUUUAAUUGGACUUGAAUCAUAAAAUGUGAAAUGUGUUAUGCAUACAGCAGCUAGAAAUUUUUAAGUAUUUGAAAUCUUGGGUAUUCAAAAGUAAUGUCAACUUUUAGUUGAUAUUGCAAAUAAUUAUUAAAUACCUGAUUGUGCAGUACAUUUAUUAUUUGCUUAACCAUUUUAAGAAUAAAUGAAAGAAACAGCAUAAAUUAAAAAUUAAAGAAUUAGAUAUUUAUGUAGAUGUCAUCUAACUUUUAUAUUGGAAAAUCCUGAUCCAGAAAUUGAAUAAUUGAAUGAAAUUUUAAAAUUUACCCGCUUUUUUAUUAUGGAUUCAAAAAUAAUAAUAAAUGAUGAUACAAAUUUCUUCUUGAGAGCUGAAUUCAAUCGUCUUUAAAAAUCAGAAUUCCAUGAAAUAGGUUUCUCUUAAUUUAAUAAGAGAAAUACAUUAAAUUUAAUAAAAAAACAAGAAUUUACAAAUAUUAAUCAAAAAAUUAUCGAUCACUUUACUGUUGAAAUAACAGUUUAUAAAUUGAUUGCCUCUUCUAACUUUUAACUAAGUUUUAUAAGUUCAAUUUAAAUAAUUAGAUUUAAUAUGUUAUUACUGAGUUUAUUAUAUAAAUAUAAUUGUGAAAUAGAUUUGUCUUUUUAGCAUAAUGAUAUGGAGAAUGAUCCUUAACAGAUUUUCCCUUAUUUACUUUAAAUUCUUACUUUAUUAAUUCAAUUAAAUUAGGAAAAAAUAAUUUUGAAAGUAUUAUCUUUAAUUCACACUUUAAAAUUUAGUAAAAUAGAAGAUAUGCAGAAAGUUAACGAUUCAGCUAAUUUAUUAUUGAAAUAAUAGCCGAAUCAAUAAAUAAUUGAUUCUUUAUUACCAAUAUUUAAAAGAUAUACUUUUGAAAUUUAUCAUAAAUUUGCUAUUUUUAGUAAUUAAUAAAUUGAUCUUUCUACUUUUUCAAAGGAAAAGUCUGUACAUAAUUUAAUAACUUCAAUAUUUAUUAAAUAAGACAAAGAUUAUCUUGCUGCCAAUUUCGAUAAAUUAUAUAUGAAUUAAUGUGUAAUGGUAAUUAAUUUUUAUUAAUUUAGUUGACUCUAAUAAUCCCAGAAGAGACAUUUGUGAAUUUCUUGAAUUAGUAUACUUAUUGUAGUAUAGAUAUGACUAAAAAUUUCUACAAACAAAGAUGACUGAAUACUUCUCUUAUUCUCAAGAAGAUUUAAAUAGUACACUAUUGAUGAUUUCUCAAUAAUUAGAAAUAGAUGUAAAUAUCAAAUAACCUUAAAGUCUUUCAUUUGAAUAUAUUUCUAUUAUAUCUAAGCUUCUUCAUUUAAUUUUAGUUAUUUGUUAGAAUCCAAAAAAUAAGAAUCUUUAUAUGGAAUAUUUUUCUAUGCAAAUGUAAUUUAUUAAUAAUUUUGAUAAGAAAUUGCCUAAGGAAUCAGAUUAUAAAUAUAAUGGCAAACUUGUGAAUAGUCCACUUUAUAAUGAAAUAGUUGUUUUAAAAAAAGCAAAGACACUUUUAUUAAACCUAUCUAUGAUUGAAAGAGUAUAUAAACUACACAAGAUUGAUAAUCGAUAAAUAUUAUUGUUAAAAUUAUCAAUUUUAUCUUAUCAUGAAAGUGUUCCAGAAUAUUUACUUCUAUAAUUAUCAAAAUCUUAGUAACAUUUUAAGGAUUUAAAAAAAUAAUAUCCAAAAGCAUAAGAAAUAAAAGAAAUCAAUUUUUAUGCAAAAAUAGAGAAAUUAAAAAAGAAUUUGGGUUCAGAUAUAAAAAUAAAAUCAUAACUAAAGUAUAAUUAUUGGAAUAAUUAAUGCCUUAACUCACUAGUUCUUUAUUUGAAUUUUAAGAAAAACCAAAAUAUUAAGAUGAAUUAUUCUAAUAAUCAGAUAUUCAUAUAUUUAAGAUAGAACAUAAAGAAUUUAUAUCGUUUUAUUUAGGAAAUGGUGAAUUAUGUACACCAGCGUUAUUCAUAAAUUAUAGAGCAGAGGCGAUUUAUGUUUAUUUAUAAAUAUGUUACAAACUAUUAAAAUGUUUAAAAUACUUAGGUUUUUAUAAAACAAUAAAUACAAUUUCAAAUUAAAUAAUUUUAUUUUCGUAAAGAGCUUUAGGAAUUACAGUUUUAGUAAAUAUAUAUUCUCGAAUACCUUGGUUGAUUGAUACCUAAUAAUGGUAAUAGAUAACUGAUGGUAUUUGUAAUGUUGUCAAAUAUUUAAAUAAAAAGUAAGACUAUGCAUAAGUAACAAGUGAAAAUGCUAGAUAAUCAUUAUAUCGUCAAAGAAGAAGUUAAUGGGCUAAAUUAAAAGAAUCACAUGCUAAAUUAGUUUAAUGUUUUGACGAGAACAAUUUAUUAAAAGGUAAAUUUUAUAGAGCUUUUUUUAAUUUUACUUUAGAAUAUUUAUGUCUAUUAAACCAUUCAAAUCCUUAUUUGUAUGACAAACUACUAUUAAAAUAAACAAGAUCAUUUGAGUUAAAAACCAACUGCAUUGUCUUAAAAUAAUUGUCUAAAAGUACAGAUGCUAAAUAAUAUUGUUUUUAAGUUGAUGAAAAUUGUAGACAUGAAUUAGUUUUUUGAUUAAGUAAUAUUAGAAUAAAUAAUACCAGUUUUAGUAUUAGGAUUAUGCGAAUAACAAAUUAGUUAAAAUAUCUGCAAUUAUGGAUAUUAGAUGUUUAUUUUAGUUUAAAAUUAAUUAGCAUAAACACUUCAUUCUAAUAUCGAUUAAUCAAAAUUAUAUAUGUAUUUAUAUUUAAGACUAAAAGAAUUUUUGACUUAUUCUUAACCGUAAUUCAUUUCAUAAAUAUAAUGUAAAUGUCCAUAAUAAAAAAAAUAUGAUAAAAAUAAAUUAGAAUUUGAUUUAAUAGCAACUUUAGCCUCAUUUUAAAUGAAUCAAAAAAGAAUACUUUUACAAUAAGAAGAUAUAUCUAUAAUGAAAUGUGAAAAUAUAGGUAGAACUUCUGAAUUAGCAAGUAUAUUUGAUAUUUCAAUUAAAAGAGACAUUAUUGUAAUAAAUUUCUUUGAAUUCAAUGGUGAAAAAAUCAUAUUAAUUUCUAAAUAUUGUCAUCUUACAUAAUAAUUUGUUAAUAAAUAGGUUAAUUUAAUCAAUAAAUGUUUAUAAUUUAAAGAUGCUUUAAUGUAUUACUUAAACCUAAUUUAAGAAAAUAUUGAUUGUUUAGAUGAAUCUUCUUGUGCUCCAGGAUAAUGGUGGUCAAAAAGAGAUUAUUAUGAAUAAUAAUUACUUAAAAGAUAAUUAAGUAUAGAAUAUGCUUUAUAAGAACAUAUUGAUUUUAUUUAUAAAUCUGAUAGUCCAUUACUUAUUUUAAGUCCUUAAUUGCAAUUACUUCCAUGGGAUCAUAUAAAAAAUACAGUCUUUAAUCGAGUAUUAUCUUUAGGACAUAUUUUAGAUUUAAAUAAUCUAUCAACAGAUCCAAAAUAAGAUCUAUUUUAUGUUCUAAAUCCAGGAAAUGAUUUACAAAAAUCAGAAAAGAAAAUUCUACCCUUAUUAAAAUACUAUAAUUUAAAAGGAAUUGUAAGAGAAAAACUGA
Molecule: messenger RNA, 3710 nt
Organism: Paramecium sonneborni
Lineage: Eukaryota; Ciliophora; Oligohymenophorea; Peniculida; Parameciidae
Source: the annotation of a GenBank genome assembly